Messenger RNA from Medioppia subpectinata, 1458 nucleotides. NCBI's taxonomy places the organism in Eukaryota, Metazoa, Arthropoda, Arachnida, Sarcoptiformes, Oppiidae. The record is from the annotation of a GenBank genome assembly.
AUGUCUGGUGAAAAGAUACGGAUCGGUAUUAUAGGCGGAGGUGCGUCGGGUUCCAUGGCAUGCAAGGCAUGCCUAGAAGAGGGCUUUGAGCCGAUGGUGUUUGAGAAGAACUCAUAUACGGGUGGUUUGUGGCGAUACCACGACGAGAACAUCGAUGGCGUGGCGUCUGUGGCCAAGUCUACGAUCAUUAACUCCAGUAAAGAGAUGACAGCCUUUUCUGACUUUCCGCCGCCAAAAGAUUUUCCUAAUUAUAUGCACAACACAAAGAUGGUAAAAUAUUUUGAUUUAUAUGGCGAGAGCUUUCGUUACGAGAAGUACGUUAAGUUACGCCACGACGUGAUUGGAUUGGAGCCGAACGGUGACUAUGAUAGCACCGGGCGGUGGAAAUUAACCGCACGAGAUCAUACGAAUGCGGACAAAAUUACUGAGUAUGUGUUUGAUGGUGUAAUGAUAUGCACGGGACAUCAUGUCCAGCCACAGGUAACGACAUUCAAAGAUCAGCAUCUCUAUACUGGUCAGAUAGCACACACACACUCAUACAAACGGCCCGAUCAGUACACUGACAAGAAGGUAGUGGUUGUGGGGAUCGGGAACUCUGGCGGCGACGUUGCUGUUGAACUGUCCUCAGUGUCAGAUAAAGUUUAUCUGUCAACCCGUCGGGGUACAUGGAUAUCAAACCGUGUGGGUCCGUAUGGCCUACCAUCGGACAUUAGUUUUAUUCGACGUCACACAAACGUACUGUUUAAAUACCUACCUUACAAUAUUUUAUGUACAAUACUGGAAAGCGUUGCCAAUAGGCGUAUUGAUCACGAGAAAUAUCAGUUAAAGCCAAAACACCGGAUACUAUCGCAAAACGUCUUUGUGAACGACGCCCUUCCAAACUGUAUACUCUCCGGCACUGUUGUAGUGAAGGGUGAUAUUAAUAGGUUCACCGCACAUGGGGUUAUCUUUGCGGGUGAAAGUAAGGAGAUCCCAUGCGAUGUUGUACUAAUGGCCACCGGUUAUAAGUUGAAAUUCCCAUUCAUAUCGCAAGAUCUGAUUCGCACCACAAACAACAAGGUUGAACUGUUUAAAUACGUUUUCCCGCCUGAUUUGAAACAUCCCAAGACACUGGCUUUUAUAUCGUUAGUACAACCCCUCGGUGCAACGCUGCCGAUCGGAGAAAUGCAGUGCCGAUGGUUCGCCCAACUUAUGGCGGGUAAGCGAUCGCUGCCCACCCGUCAGAACAUGUUAGCCGACAUCGCUGUAAAACAGCACGCAAUGAAGCGAUACUACGAGUCGGAGCGGCACACCAUUCAAGUUGAUUGGCUUAACUUUAUGGACGAGUUGGCACAACACGUGGGCGUUAAACCCAAUCUCUUGAAGUACUUCUUUCAAGACAGAGAGUUGUGGCGGGCGCUUAUGUUUGGCCCCGCAUUGCCCUACCAAUAUCGACUUGAAGGUAUUAUAUUAGAUUAA